Molecule: messenger RNA, 4686 nt
Organism: Ruditapes philippinarum (Manila clam)
Lineage: Eukaryota; Metazoa; Mollusca; Bivalvia; Venerida; Veneridae
Product: elongation factor-like GTPase 1
Exons: 20
Coding region: 150-3560 (1136 amino acids)
Biological process (GO): cytosolic ribosome assembly
Cellular component (GO): ribonucleoprotein complex; cytosol
Molecular function (GO): ribosome binding; GTPase activity; GTP binding
Source: RefSeq, a predicted model, not a curated record
GCAUUCAACCUAACAAUGGAGACCACACAUAUGUUCUAAGUUGCGCAAUAAUUCAGUAUUUAAAUGUAAUAAUAAAUCUAGGAUAUUUUGUAUAAAUUUGAAGAAAGUAAUCGUUAUUUCUUUCCAGCCGGCUUACAGUUAAUAGAAAUAUGCGGCUUACAGAUCUUGAAAAGAUAAAAGAAUUGCAAAAGAAGCCAUCACAUGUGCGGAACAUCUGUAUCCUAGCUCAUGUUGAUCAUGGGAAGACAACUCUUGCUGAUGCUUUGGUUGCCAGCAAUGGUAUUAUUUCUCAAAGAAUGGCUGGAAAGUUGCGUUACCUGGACAGCAGAGAAGAUGAGCAGAUAAGAGGGAUAACUAUGAAGUCCAGUGCUAUAUCACUCCAUUAUCAAGCAGGGAGUGACGAGUACUUAAUGAACCUGAUUGACUCACCAGGACAUGUUGAUUUCUCCAGUGAAGUAUCUACGGCAGUACGACUUUGUGAUGGAGCAAUUGUUGUUGUUGACGUUGUGGAAGGUGUCUGUCCGCAGACUCAUGCUGUGUUACGUCAAGCCUGGCUAGAAAACAUCAAACCUAUACUGGUUCUCAAUAAACUCGACAGAUUGAUUUUAGAACUGAAGAUGGAACCAGCAGAGGCGUUUAAUCACCUUCAACAGAUACUUACAGAGGUUAACCUCGUGACCAGUGAAUUAUUUACAGCAGAUAUUAUGUCAAUGCAGACGACAGAUUCUCCAUCCAACCCAUCUAGUGAACAGAAACAGACAUAUGAUUGGACAGAAGAUGCUGAUGAAUUUGAGCAUAAAAACAUGUACUUCUCACCAGAACUUGGUAAUGUCCUCUUUGCUGCAGCCUAUGAUGGGUGGGGAUUUAGUAUUGACCAGUUUGCUGAGAUAUAUGGAAAGAAACUUGGCAUGAAUGAAGCUGGUCUUCGUCAAACACUGUGGGGAGAUUUCUUUCUUAAUUCUAAAACCAAACGUAUAAUGAAAGGUGCACAGUGCAAAGGAAAGAAGCCACUAUUUGUCCAGUUUAUUCUGGAGAGUAUCUGGGCUGUUUAUGAUGCAGUGAUGGUUAGACGUGAUAAAGAAAUGACGGAAAAAAUUGUGAAAUCUCUCGACCUAAAAAUAACCGCUCGUGAUUCCCGGCACAAUGAUGCUCGUAUUCAGUUACAAGCGCUGAUGGGAAAAUGGCUACCUGUGUCUAAUGCUGUCCUAGGUAAAGUUGUUGAAAAGUUGCCUUCACCACUUGAUAUAGAGGAGGAGAAAGUUGAGAAGUUGAUGUGUAACAAGGCAAGGAGGUUCGACUCCAUGCCAAAACAGACGCAGGAUCUAAAGAAAGACUUUCUGUCUUGUAAGGACUCAGAAGAUAUCCCUGUAAUUGUAUUUGUUUCUAAGAUGUUCCCAGUAGACAGGGCAUUACUACCCAAAAACAAACAAAGACCAUUGACAGAAGAAGAACUGCAGCGUCGUCGGGAGAUAGCGCGUCUCAGGCAUGCUGAACGAAUGACUGGGAAAACUACUGGAGAAUCAAAUGAACAAUCCUCAGCUCCUAGUUCUUCAGAAGGUGAGACAAAAGUUGUGGUAGAGAGCAGUGAAGAUAAAAAGGACGAUACAGAUCAAGUGUUUGUAGCGUUUGCUCGUGUGUUUAGUGGAUGUGUGAGAAAAGGACAAAAGCUGUAUGUCCUUGGACCUAAACACGAUCCUGCUAUUGCUUUAAACAAGAUAUCAGAAGAAUCGAAUGGUAUGUAUGGAGCUAAAAGAUUAGAAGAUCUAACGGGAGAUGAACAUGUUACGGUUGUCACGGUAACUGACCUUUAUCUAUUUAUGGGUCGUGAACUGGAGGCCUUAGAUUGUGUACCUGCUGGAAAUGUUCUUGGUAUAGGUGGACUUGAGGAUCAUAUAUUAAAGUCAGGAACACUGUCUAGUACUGUAGCCUGUCCAUCAUUCACAGAUCUAUACUUUGAUGUCUCACCCAUACUGCGUGUAGCUCUUGAACCGGUACAUGCUGGAGACAUGCCAAAGUUGGUUGCAGGACUUAAGUUACUUAAUCAAGCAGACCCGUGUGUACAGGUUCUUGUACAGGAAACAGGUGAACAUGUGAUUAUCACUGCAGGAGAGGUCCACUUACGUCGAUGUUUGGAUGAUCUUAUUGAAAGAUAUGCUAAAAUAGAAAUCUCUGCCUCGUCUCCGAUAGUACCAUUCAGGGAAACGAUCGUACGUCCUCCAACGAUUGAUAUGGUGAACGAGUCAAUACAGGAACAGAAUCCUGUCGGAAAAAAUGAGAAACAGCGCGAGUUCGAUGAUGACGAGGAAGUUUUAGAACCUGGUUUAGUUAGGAUAUUCACACCAAGCAGAUACUGUAUGGUACAGAUACGAGCUGUGCCGCUUCCGCACGAGGUCACAAACUAUCUCGAAGAAAACGCGUUCUUGAUUAAAACCCUUGAUCAGUAUAUAUCGGCAAAAAUAUCAAAAAGAAACAAAUCUGAUAUAAUUGGAUCUAGUUUAAAACAGUCAACUAAAGAAGCAAUUAAAGAAUUUAAAGAUAACUUGGAAAAAUUAUUUUUAGAAGCUGGUAAACAAUGGAAAGGUUGUGUUGAUUCUAUAUGGGCAUUUGGACCUAAGAGAGUUGGACCAAAUUUGCUGUUGAAUAAAGUGGAUGGCUACAAUAGAACUUCAAUGUGGGGUUGUUUAAGGGAUGAUAAAACAGAUGUGACAGUGGUAGCAAGGGAUUAUGAUUAUAGUGUUGUAAGUGGAUUCCAGCUUGCAACCCUUACAGGGCCCCUUUGUGAUGAGCCAAUGAGGGGCGUCUGCUUUAUCAUGGAAAAAUGGGAAAUUGGACCUCAGGUUAUUGGAAAUGGGGAUGUAGAAAAUAUAUGUGAGAAUACCUUAGUCACAAAACAAAUAACAAAUGUAGAUGAACAGAUGCAUGUACAGUUGUCUAAAUUAAAUUUAGAGAAUAAUGUUUCUAUAGCAACUGAUUCAUUAGUAAAUGAAAAUCGUCCCUGUCCCGAGAUUUCAGAGGCGAGCACUUCAGGAGGUGAUAAAGAGAAGAGGACAGAUAUGAAAGGUCAUGUGUCGGGACAAUUAAUAUCUAUAGUGAAGGAAGGAUGCCUGAAAUCGUUUCAAACACAGCCUCAACGUAUAAUGGCCGCCAUGUAUAAAUGUAAUAUACAGGCAACUGCAGAUGUUCUUGGGAAGCUAUUUGGCGUGAUCGGGAAGAGAAAUGGUAGAGUACUCCAAGAUGAAAUGCGAGAGGGUUCUCAAAUAUUUAACAUCGUAGCAGUCAUUCCAGUAGUUGAGAGUUUUGGCUUCUCGGAGGAUAUCCGGAAGAAAACAAGUGGCUUGGCAAGUCCUCAGCUGGUAUUCAGUCACUGGGAGACUAUUGAUGUUGAUCCAUUUUGGGUGCCGACCACGGAAGAAGAGAUCAUGCAUUAUGGCGAGAAAGCCGACUGUGAGAAUCGUGCACGAUUGUACAUGAACAAUGUGCGAGAGCGUAAAGGAUUAAAAGUUGAUAAAAAGAUUAUUGAGCAUGCAGAAAAACAAAGAACACUUACAAGAAACAAAUAACUUAUUUAUAUGAAGCAAUUAUUCGCAUAAAUUGACCAGCUGUUUUGUAACACAAUAAGCAACUACGAGUAAUUUAAAAAUUUCAUAGUUCAUUAAAAAGCUUUCAGAAAUACGCAUUUUAUUGUUGUAUGCAUAAAUGUUUAUAUAUUCACAAUGACAAAAAAAAAAUUUAUGCAAUGAUUUCUAAAAUUAUCAGAUGUGAAUUUAAAUAAAAAAGUAUAUGAGUAUACAAGUAUUACAGGAUAGGUAUUUUUGGUUUUCUUUGAUAAAAUUAUUUUAAUGGAUUGGAAAAUAUGGUACUUAGGGAUAAGGGAAUUUUUGUUAGAAAAAUUAUGCUUAUGUAGUUUUUUAGUUCCACUUUUUGAAUUAGAUUUUUUAUUCUGGUUAAACCUUUUUGUUAAGGUAAAUUUCAAAGAUAUCCACUUUGAAACUUUGAAUACUUGUUAACUAUCAAAAUUGAAAUGUUUUUCUUAAGCCAGGGGAGAUAACCAUAAAAUCAUUUUUCCUUAAUAAUAUCUCUUGAACAUAAUUUUUAAUAUUUUUCCUUAUUUUUUCAAAAAAACAACUAUCACAGAUAUUCAGUACAAAUUUUAAAUACUUGUUUUGCUAUCAAGGUUAAGUAAUUCCUCCAAGCAGUUUAUGUCCCUGUUUCUACUUUGCAUUUAUCAUACUAUCCAGCACUGAGAAUAAUGAAGCAUGCUGCUUCUCUGACAGACAGCUGUUGUUUCUUUAUGAAAAUUUAUCUUAUAGCACCUUUACUUAUAGACAGUUUUCGUACUGGUUCCUUUUGAUUGAGCAAGGUUAAGGUCAUUGAGGCUAAAAAUAGAUUUUCUGAUUUUUCUUCAAAAUAAGGCCAUGCUUUUAGUUUCUUUGUCAUAGCAACAUCAUAGAGUGCUUGUACGUUAGAUGAAUCUCUACAUUUAGGCAAGGUUAAGGUCAAAUUAGUUUAGGUCAACGUUGGUAAGGCUAAAAAUAGAUUUCGUUUUGUCUACAUAUCAUAGCUUCUGUUUCAUAGCAUCAUCUGCUAGUGUCACUUGUAUUUAUGUAUUUAUUGUUUUAAACCCUGUAAGAACACUUGACAGAUUUAUGAAAUAAACACUGUAGAAAAUGAUACAUGGUCAUGGAA